GCCCUGGGCAAAGGUUGUCUUUGACCUUCCAGGGACUCAUUAUGGCAGGUUGCCAUGUACAGCUGGGCGGGUCGUAUCCUGCACAAGGGUCCUGGCCGAGGAGGGUAGCGAGACUGAAAUCGCGCUGUGUGCCAGGGCAGAGGGGCCCUCUGCUCACGGUGCCCUGCACUCACAGGAUCCUGCCACCAGAGGGCGUCUUUAAAAAAUUUCUAAAAGGUGUGAGAGCCUCAUCUUGCAGCAUCUUGGGGCAUCUGCUGGGACCCAGACAGGAAAACAAUGCAGGAAACGCUGUGAUCAAGGUUCUGGAUUCUCCCAGAUUUCUAAGCCUUUGACCCUGACCCAUGGCUCCAGAAACCUCUCUGAGAUGCUCCAGGCAGCCUGUGGCCCUGAGGGGUUUCACUCAGACAAGUGCCCCUUUUCCCUCUGAGAAUGCCUCUCUCCAGGAUCCUCUGAGACCUUUUGUGGGCACAUUUUCUCUCUCCUGCCCUCCUCUAACUGAAUCUCAGAACCCACUGACACAUCACUAACAUCGUAGAAUAAAGGUCACAGCCGCACUUCUCUGCUUCUGUGACUGGGGACCAACCUUUAGCAAAAUGCAAGAAGGAUGGAUGGGGGGGUUAGAUAGGAGAUUUCAGAUUUGGGUGGCUGAGGCUUCCAUCUGCCUCCAAACAUUUUGUCACCUGAGGCCCUGGGGGUGAAGAUUUCUGUAUCCCAGGCGUUUGCUCGCUCGGGAUUUGGAAGGACGUGGGAAGGCACAGCGCCCAUACGCUGCCUUGGCCGCCCAUGCUGGGUGGACGGGAGGUUCGUGGAGUUGAUGUCCCUGGGAGCAGUCUCCAAUUAGGAAGUCGACAGGUUGUGGAAGACAAAUACCCCAGUUUCCGUUCAGCAAUGGGAUGGGAGGCAGGUAAAGGAGAGCCUUUUGCGGCAGCUGGGUCCCCAUGGUAACUUGGCCCCCACCCUGCAGUAUCUGUGAGGUCACCCUGCCUCUCCCACCUGGAGGGGGGGUAGGAGGGACAGACAUGGAGUCCGUCCCUCCGGUCAGAUCCAGCCUUUGGGGACUCUCCGCACUGCUGGCCCAGAACCGGGCCCACCUCUGCAAUUUCCUGCCCCUCAAGACCACCCUCUUUAACCACUGGCUGUCAGGGCUGACCCAGGAGGCCCAGGGGUCCCACCCACCCGCCAAGAUCUCAGCCUGCCCCGUGGGUCGGGUUCUACAGGCUGGGCUGACACUGAUAGAAGUCCCUGUGUGGCUGGUGCGUCGGGCGCCCAGGCUGGUGUGGGCAGGCGUGCUGGGCUGUGCCCGGGCCUCGGGCCUGGCCCUGAAGCGGCUGGGUGCCUGGGAGCAGCUGGGCCUCUCUGCGGCCACCUGGACAGACCUGCUCUUGUCAUAUCUGCACGGCCUGAUGCUGGCUGCCGGGCUGGUGCUACUGCCGACCUGGAGACUGUGCCAGAAAGCCCACUGCUGCAGCCUGGGCCGGCUGCCCCGGAAGGCUCUGCUGGAGAACCGCGUAGUGCUGGGGACACCGGCACUGCUGAAGCGUCUGCACUGCGGUGUGGAGAGCAUGGCGGCACUCACCUCCUGGCACCUGGCCUACUUUGUCACCUGGACCACCUGCCUCGCCUCCCACCUGCUGCAGGCUGCCUUUGAGCACACAGCCCAGCUGGCCCAGGUCCAGGAGGCUGAGCCCCAGAAGGCCUUGGGGCUCUCGUGUGAGUCCCCGCUCCCUGAGCCCCUGGCCCCCGAGGCUGGGCCAGUCCUGCCAGAGCCUGGAGCUCCUGUAGCAUAAACGUGUGCCCAUCUG
Molecule: messenger RNA, 1802 nt
Organism: Orcinus orca (killer whale)
Lineage: Eukaryota; Metazoa; Chordata; Mammalia; Artiodactyla; Delphinidae
Gene: TMEM270
Product: transmembrane protein 270
Exons: 3
Coding region: 939-1787 (282 amino acids)
Source: RefSeq, a predicted model, not a curated record